UCGCUCAGGCGACGAGCAAGAAGGUUUUUUUAUGCGCGUGCGUACGUCAUCAUUAAAUUGAGUCACUUUAGCAUAAGAAUCCUUAAGGGCAAUAUGAAAUUUUGACGUUAAUAUUUAAGGGGAAAAAAAAAAUACAUUUUUUAACGAAACGUUAUAACAUCAAAUUUGUAAAAAGAAAGAGACCAGAAUGACGGGAAACAUUUUAAGUUUAUUGAUAAGACCAACGAUAUCGUCGAAUUUAAAUUGUCUGAUACGUCGUUAUACGUGCAUGUCAAGCAAUGAUAUUUGCAACAUAUACGAUCUCGUUGUCGUUGGUGGUGGAAUCGUGGGAUGUGCUACGGCGCGUGAAAUGUUAAUAAGACAUCCUAAUUUGAAAAUAAUUAUCGUAGAAAAAGAAAAUGCAUUAGCGAAACAUCAAACAGGCCACAAUAGUGGCGUAAUUCACUGUGGCGUUUAUUAUAUGCCUGGUAGUAUAAAGGCGAAGCUGUGUGUCGAAGGUUUAAAACUGACAUAUGACUAUUUAUGCAAGAACGAUAUACCUCAUAAAAAGAUAGGUAAAUUGAUAGUAGCUCAGAAUCACCAACAGGUUGAUUUGAUAAAUGCUCUUUUCGAACGAGGAUUGAAAAAUAAUGUACCUGAUCUUCAAUUAGUCGAUAAAGAGUGCAUCUCAAAUUACGAACCAAAAUGUAAGGGUGAAAAGGCCAUUUGGUCGCCAUGGACGGGAAUUGUAGAUUGGGCUGAGGUUUGUAAUCAUUUUGCCAAAGAUUUUCAAAAAUUGGGCGGUGAAAUAUUGCUUAAUUAUGAAGUUGAAGGAUUCGCAGAAAUGGUGGAAUCGCAAAUAAGAGAACAACUUGCACCUAUAAUCGUUCAGUCUAAAAAUAAGUUUAUUUUAACAAAAUAUGUAUUAACAUGCGCUGGUCUACAUUCGGAUCGUUUAGCCGUCAUGACAGGAUGCGAUCAAAAUCCACGGAUAGUUCCCUUCCGAGGCGAAUACCUUCUUCUAAAUAAAGAUAAAACACAUUUAUGUACAACGAACAUAUAUCCGGUACCUAAUCCGGAAUUACCGUUCUUGGGCGUACACUUUACGCCUAGAAUAAAUGGCGAAAUGUGGCUAGGCCCGAAUGCAAUUUUGGCGCUAUCUAGAGAAGGUUACAAAUGGAAUAAUAUCAACAUAAGAGAUUGCAUAGAAAUGGCCAAAUUUCCUGGAUUGUAUAAGCUCUGCUUCAGGUACUUUGUACCUGGAGUUACAGAAAUAAUUAAAUCAAUUUUCUAUCCAUUGGCAGUAAAGGAUCUUCAAAAAUUUAUACCAGAAAUUUCGUAUAAAGAUGUAAAGAGAGGACCAGCUGGUGUCAGGGCACAAGCAUUAGACCGUGAUGGUAGACUGGUAGACGACUUUGUUUUUGACAAUGGAAAUGGGAAUAUUGGAAACAGAGUUCUUCAUUGUCGUAAUGCUCCUUCACCUGCUGCAACGAGUAGCAUGGCCAUAGCAAAACACAUUGUUGAUAAAAUGGAAAAUAAUUUCAAGUUUUAAUAUUCUGUGAUAUGAUUGAAGGAUCUAAUGAAAUUUCUCAGCAAUGAGAAAAGUUCCACUUUCUUGUACACAGUAAUUAUACUUCAUAAUAGAAUCUGUUACUGUCCAAAAUAUAUAUCAUAAGAUUAUAAUAUAUUUUCCUAUGCUGUUUCUAUAUAUUAGUUAGUACUUGAUAUCUCGUAGCAAUCACAUAAUGCAUUGCAUGUGUUUAUAAAACAAUUUAUUAAAAAGAAAUAAAAACGAAAUGAAAUUUU
Molecule: messenger RNA, 1785 nt
Organism: Vespa crabro (European hornet)
Lineage: Eukaryota; Metazoa; Arthropoda; Insecta; Hymenoptera; Vespidae
Gene: L2HGDH
Product: L-2-hydroxyglutarate dehydrogenase, mitochondrial
Exons: 8
Coding region: 188-1531 (447 amino acids)
Molecular function (GO): (S)-2-hydroxyglutarate dehydrogenase activity; (S)-2-hydroxy-acid oxidase activity
Source: RefSeq, a predicted model, not a curated record